AUGGAUGGUGGUACACAUCGUGGGGUGCCAUCGGAAGAACUUUUGCUAUUGUCCUCAGAUGACGAAAAUGAUGCUGACCUGGUUAUCGAUUAUCUGAGCGAAGAUCACUCCACCAACCUGAAAUGCAAGGAAUCCUCGGCUAGAUUGCCAGGCACCGCAGAGAGCAACGGGCAACGGUUUGAGGCUUCCCACGGUAACGACAUUGCCUCGGACGGAUUAGCAAACGGUAGCAAUAGUGAUACAGGUACAAAUAAUCACAAUAGUAUGGUGCCAAUCAUUAGCGUUACCCCGCACAGCCCUGGAGCUAAGUUUAAUUUUCUCGAGGACACCCUAAAUCAACUGCAAUGUAUCCGCGAAAGCGUAGCACACAUGAAAAAUGCAACAUUACAAAAUGCAGCUAUCGGUGGCCUCGGCUCCACGGUUUCUUCUUCCAAAAUGUUCUGCUCCUGCCCGUCACUACCCGAUCUUACCAUUUCGAACCCAAUCAACGUGUGGCCCCAUCACCACGUGCUGUACGGGUUGAACAACGAUCGAAGAAAGUCAUGGACCGCGAUCGAAGAUCUAACAGAGUGCACAAAAUCAUCACAUAAAAGCGUAAGUCUGUCCAGUUUGGACAGUGAAGAGCAGGAGUCUUUAAGGGCCGCCGAGCGACUGCACAAUCGCACCAGUAGAAACAGUACCGGUGGCAUCUCUACACACUCGCUAAAUGAAGCUGAGUUGGCCCGAGAUUUUGAGAAAGUGGUAGCGAAGCGCAAUCUGGUGCCAGUGGUUCCCAGAAUACCGCUGCAGAAAAGUAUAUCGACGCCAUCAAUAGCGCCAGUCCGGAAUCAGAGCGCGAAAGAGGACAACAUCGCCUCUGCGAGACAUCUUUCCGACAGUGAAGAUGAAACUCAUGAUCGAUCACUGCUUUGCGUGAGAGAUAAAAAUGAGGAAUAUACGGAACAUCAUGAAAAGCGACGAAAACGUGGUUCAUUGUUCUUCCGGAAAAAGAAAGAUAAGGCAAAAACAAAAGGACAAUCUUCCGUCUGCGAUGCAUGCGGAGCCGUAAUAAAUUUGGCCAGCUACAAAGAACAUGCCGUCGAGUGUAAAGCCAAAAUAGCAAAGAAAUAUUUUCAAGCCCAACCAAAACCAAGUUCCAACAAAAAGAGCUCCACCAACAGUGGCAAAAAAAUGACCGGAUGUUACUCUCCAUGGCGAUUGGUUGCUAACAAAUUAGGCGUGGUAACACAACACGCUAGCCACAAUUCCUCGCAACACGAUGAUCAGGGUAGAGACUAUUAUGAUGGAAACGUGCAUAAUGAUAACACUAAUUACUCGGACGAAGUGCCACUGAUCAGGGACGAGUUUUUGCACGAAACUCCCAUCGGACCGCACGAUCUCGGGGCAGAACCGAUCCUGGGCGUUGCGAUCGACGAGCACGACUCUUGGAGCCCCAGUGUGCCGAAGGAGGUGGUAAAAACGUUGAAAGACAAACAGGUGAAACGUCAGGAACACAUCUAUGAGUUUAUCAUGACUGAGAAACAUCAUGUUCAAACUUUACUAGUCAUGCAAAAGGUAUUUGUCGAAAGCUUGCAGAAGCACUUUAGCCACCUGAACCUGGAGCGGAUGUUUCCCCGGUUGGUGGAGCUGACGGAGCUGCACACGGGCUUCUUGCGCAAACUGCGGCUCAAGCAGCGAGAACAUCACAUAGUCGACAGCAUCGCCGACAUACUGUUGGACUUUUUUUCGUCGAUGUCGGCGCAGAAACUGAAGAGUGCAUACGGUGAGUUCUGCUCGAACCACCGCUCCGCGCUCGACACAUUCAAAUGCUACAUGACCGGGGACAAUGUGUUCGCCGAGUGGUAUAAGCACUGUCAGCAAAAUCCGCUGCUCAAGAAGAAAGGCAUACCGGAGUGUAUACUGUUUGUGACGCAACGGCUCACCAAAUAUCCGCUGCUCAUCGAUCCACUGCUGAAGAGCUCGCGCGAGGACAAGAUCGAGCAGGAAAAGCUGCAGAAGGGAAUGUCUCUGGUGAAGGAGAUUCUGGUGGACGUCGAUGCACGAGUCGCUGACAAGGAGAAGGAGGACCGUCAAUUAGAAAUCUUCAAACGCAUCGACGCCAAGUCGUUUGCGAUAUUCAAAAAGGAUAAAUUCAAAAAAUCUGACAUCAUAUCAUGCAACAGGAAACUGAGAUUCGAGGGAGUGGCAACUCUUAUGCAGGGCAGAUCGAAGAUGCAAACCGUGCAUGUGGUCGUGUUGUCUGAUUGUUUGUUUUUCCUAUCGGAAAAUUCCCACAAGUAUUCGUUCUUCACACCGGAAAAUAAGGCAAGCGUCGUGUCUUUGCAAAAGUUGUUGAUCCGAGAAAAGGCCGGCACCGAGUCGCGUGGUAUCUAUAUCAUUUCAUCUAACCCAGCGUACCCCGAAAUGUACGAGUUGAAGGUACAAAAUCCGAAGGAUAAAAAUGUUUGGAUUCAGUCGAUACGUACUGCAGUCAUCGAUUGUCCAUCGGAUGAAUCGGAAACUGAAGAUUACAUGAGCAUGGACCAGCGACAAAAAAUUAUUGACUUGAAACAGGCAAACAUUCGUGAAAUUAUAUCGCUUGGAACAACUGAAUUGGAAGGUAAAAUGCGCCAGAAAGAUUUUGAACAAGCGAUACUGCUGGAAGAGAAAAUGGCACUGCAACUCAGCUUGCUCUCGGGUAACGAGCUGAACGUUGAGCAGCUCGGGCCGGCGGUCGAGUCAUUUAUCUCUAACUACGGAUCCUACCGGGAUCUCAUCUCCGACGACUGUGAUACUAUAGAAAUAUGGAAACGGGUGUUGAACUCCAUUCAGGAAGUAAGCUCUCUGGCAUCAUCACUCUACACAGCCGCCACCGGGCUGCCACUGUCCAGAUCGAGCAGCUCUGUCGGCGAGCGACAGAGCGAACUGUACAUCUCACCGACGCUGCCGAAGCGUGCCGAAACGUUCGGUGGUUUCGAUGAACGGCGUUCCAAGCAGCUCAUGGGUGUCGGAUGCGGUGUCGCGGGUGGUGGGACACCGACAAACACGACACAUUCCCGCGAUGCUGUCCUUUCCACCCUGUCGGCCGGUUACUUUACCAAUCGCGAGACGUACGAAAAGCGAGAACAGCUACCGAACGUUGGUCACCAUCAACCCUCACCUUCAACGGCAGACAUCGAAUCACUGCUGAUGCUGGCGAACCCGCACGGUACUUUGCACGGUCAGCCAAAGCUGCAGGUGGGAACCGAAGGAGGCUUAAUAUCGGCCGACUUAGCCAAAGAUCAGAACUACGCGGCUCUACACGUGUCCCACCACUUGCACACGCUGCUGUGCAUCAUUUCCCAACAAAUGACCACCAUUCAAAGCCUGCAGCAUCAACUGAGCAGUUACCGGGAAAACCCCAAAACAUUGUACCGACACAAUGAUCAGCUCGAGGAGCUCCGUAACCUGCAGGAUAAGUUGCAAGAAGAGAAGACGGCCUGGCAGAAGCAUAAAGAGCACGAGGAGCGGGAACUGGAGGAAACCAAGCAGUCGCAGAAAACGUUGCAGGCACAAAUUAGGGCCGAGCAGGAGGACAUUAAGCAGCAGCGUGAGCAGCUGUAUCGAAAGAUGGAAAUUCUGUCCAGCCAAGGACUGCUACUCUCGCCCAGUGUUGCAUUACCCAUACCGACUGGAGUGGUCUCAGCACACGAUGACACUCAAAGCGUGUACGAGGAGCAUCAUGUGGACAGUGCGUUUGGUGGUAGCGCAACCGGUUCAUCGCUGGUCGGUUCUUCCGUCACAAUCGAUCGGAAAAAGGACAAAUGGCGAACGGCUAGCAUAACCAAAACGCCUCCGGCAAAUCUUGUCAGCGCUACGAAUGCCGCAAAGAUCAAUGCAACAAGCAUAAAACAGCAGCUUCCGCUGAAGCUGUCAUCGUUGUCAAGUACGAAGCAGGGUUCCUCGGUGCAGGGCAGUCUAACAAUGUCCCCGCUGAGUGGAAACGUCGGCAUGAGUGGAGCGGCGGGCGGUGCUGGUGUCACACAAAUGUUUCCGCUUAAGUUGGCAGACAAAAAGAUCUCCUCCAGCACACCAAACCAUUCACGAACCGGUAGCAGCCCUGCAGUGAUUCAGCAACAAAUUCAAGUACAAUCCGGUAAUCCCGCCACAAGGACAAAUACCUACCCGAAAAUACCGGAACGUUUCCGCCUAAGAAGUUCGGAUAAUUAUCCGUCUCCAUCGAGUGUGGCUAGUUCACCGGGUGUACCAUAUCAGUAUUCGCCUCUUUCGAGCACGAUGUCGGGCACACUGCCACUUCAGGCACCACCUCCGUCAGCUAGGAGCGUUGGCGGCCAGCAAUCCGAAGCUGUCGGUGGUAUGAUGCCGCACCCAUCGUCACCGCUCUCUUCGCAAUAUGCCACGCACCACCAACACAAACAAGAUUCUGUUCCAUUGGCGAACCUGAAGGACGACGGCACCAAGGGCAACAACAAGGAAGAGGAGGUGAUGUAUUUUUGAUACACACCGGUUGAGGUUGAGAUCUAAGGCGGGGCACAGCUGGCACAACCGUAAGUAACUGCUUCCUCUACGUCUUUUAACCCGCGCUAGGUUCGGGAUUUUCCCCUUCCGUAUCGAACGAUGGCACAGUACCGAUGUGACAAAGUAAGGUGGGCGAAUGAUACAAGAGCUACUGUACUUAACUCUUAAGCUACUAUGGCCUACAAAAAGUGUAGUAUAGUAUUUAAAAGUACCGAGUAUUAUUAGGUAUGAAUGUUCGAUAAUUGUCAAAACAAGACAGAGUGUAUAUGCUAGUAGUAGUAGCAUCCAUGCGUUUUAUCCGGCGUGUAAGUGGCCAACAAACGGUUCCGUCACCCGGGAACGGGUGGAGAUUUUGAAUGGUUGUGCACCGUGGGAUGUUUAGGAGCGGCACACAGCUUUUGUAAUGCAUGCAUAAUGUGUUUUAUAUGCCGAAGAAAUCCCAGAACCUCUUCACUAUCAGUUUCCUUCACAUGUGGGUUACUCCUUUACUCCUGUUACUGUCGUCGUAGUUCAUCGCAUUUAGGUCAACGUUGUUGCGGCAGGCAGCGUUGUUUGUUAAACACGCAAAGUUAGUUCAAAACUGCCCCUCGAUCGUCGUGUACUUCAUUAGCAGCAGCACAAUGGGACUAUGUGUUACUAAUGACUUGCUAGCUGACUUUACUGAUUGAUACUGUGAUGUGUAGGGUGUUGUGGCGUCCAGCUUUUUAGUACCUUUAACUGAGUGUGUUUUGACGUUGCUACCGCGCGAAGCCACCGAAACGUGUCUGUGCACAAAAGGAGCAGUUCUCUUGUUCCAUUAUAUGUUCGUUCAUUUUAUGUUGUUGUUGUUACGACGCCAAGCGAUAUUGACAACAGAUGUUCCGUGCAACUGUUGGAACUUUGACUCUAAGACUGUACUGAUAAAAUACAAAUCAAUUCCUUUUUAAAUCAAGUUGCGGCAGGUCAGUUACUAUAAGGCGGUUGCGAUUAGUUUGUUCUCCGCUCUGCUUUGCAUAUCGUUAGUAAUUUUAUGAUGCGCGUCCCACCUACGGCACGAAGUAUAUCGGCUGCCGGAUGUGUACUCUGUCCACCGUGUUCCAUCGUAUCAAACACAAUCUAUGUUCUCGUAGACAUAUCGCCGCGCUAAGACUGGUUCUGUUGUUUCGUUUUUCGAGUCUUUUUUUUGUACAAAAUCUGCCAAAAACACAUUCCUCGAGAUUGAAUUCACACAAAGAGAAUCAUCUACGACGAAAGCGAGUAAGAACGGCACGGGAGAAAGUAUGAAAGAUGACACAAAGAUGACGUUGUGUGCGGGUCUGGUGUCCAGUUACACCGAAAACAUGCUCCGUUUAGCUAACUUCUUGACAAUACAAGUAAUGAAUUUUUAAAACUGAACAAGUAAAAACAAGGAAAAAUUACUAUAAAUAAAAAAGGCAAAAAGAAAAACAAUCCAAUCAAAGAAUACUACCUAAGGUACAGAAGAGAGAAACCCCGCUUAAGACGACUGACGGCCCUCAACACGAAUUAGUAAUUGUGGUGGUCUGGUCAAAGACAGAGCGAAAGAGAGAUAGAGAAAGGGGGAGAGAAAGAGAGAUAGAGAGUGGCGCGUAUAUGAAUAUUUAUCCGUAGUAGUCAUUGAAGAUUAAGAGAACCGCAUUAGAACUACUAUUAUACCACUCUUAUACAACAACAAUAAAUACGUGUACAUUACCAUUACCAGAGACUUAUUGCGUGUUGCGGCAGAUGAAAGCAAAAUUCUAUUUUUAUGGAAGUAGCUAUGUAUACACCCGUACAUACAUAUAUAUAUAUAUAUAUAUUGAAAGACAUAAAGCUAUAUCUAGGUUGUACACACAUAUACCUGCAUUCUAGAUCGUAUAUGCUGUAUAUGUAUCUGAAGCACGAGUAUAUAUGUAUAUAUGAUAUACACACUGUAUGGGUACAUAUAUGGUCUAUACAUAUAGUAUAUAUGUAUAUAUUAAUCUAAACCAUAUUACAAAAGAAAGACUCUGAACUGCUCAAUCACUUUACACGAUAUAUUUAUAGCGUCAAUCGCUGUCCCUCCAUUAACUACUGUUGGCCAACGCUGUUAACAUUCCUCUUUCUACAGUUGUUCGACUUACUUCGACUUGUUAAAGAAAAAUAGUACAGUCCAUAAAUCGAGAGAGAGGGAAACAUUGUUGUUCGAUUAACCAUUGUCAAUCAUUUUACUGUGGCAGUAAACAAAAAAUUCCGUUGCGUGUACAUGUGUGUGUGUAGUGUAUUGCGAUAAUAACGGUAGUGAGUUAGUGCGCGGGUUUUACACGCUUCUCUCCGCGACUUGUUAUCUUGUUCAAGUGAUGAAACUUUUGCAUUUACUAUCGUAACUAAGUUUCCCGUACGUUUGGUAGUCCCAGCUGUUGUGCUGGAGUGUCCUUUACACUUAUCACCAAGAUGCGCCAAAGGUGUGCAGAGAACUUACAAAUCAGCGCGCACCGCCACACGCACAGACAGACUGUUAAACACUUUGGCCAGCCCUUGCAACUUCUGCCUUGCUGCAGAAGAUGGUGUGUAUUUAAUGCAUGUUGAGUGUGCGCUAGCAGCUUACGAGCAAAAAACGACAAAAAGGCAGGCGAACAACAAAAAUGUGUCCGUGGUAUUUCAACGAAUCAAUAAUUUUUCCACUCUUAUGUAAAAGUAGAUUAAUAGAGGGUAUAAAUCCGCAUCACAAGCCUCUAAAGUACGCAUCAUACGAUCCACCGAAUUUCUCUUCAAAGGAAAAACAUACCGCAAAACAAUCAUGAAUUUAGACUGUCGAUAAUGGUACAUACUUGAAAUGUAAUAAACGUAAAGGAAACAUACCGAAAGCGGGGCUGAUGAUCAAUCAAGUUAAUGUGUAAAAUGUGCUCCCGUAAGCCACCGUAAUAUAAGAGGUAUGGUACACAGCGCAGCAGUGUGAUUCUGUUUAGUGUUCUCAGCCAGGACUCGGGUGAACUCUGCUGCGCAGCGACGGAACUAGUGACACAGUGUAUUCUUCGGUUUAGGUUUUAUGGUUAGCACACACUUUGCGUCUCCGAAACGGCUUUUAUACCUGCUUCCAGUUUCUAUUGCUUCUCCGCGGUAGGUCGCGUGUUCGAAUCACGACAAAUAUCACCCACGUUGUACUUGUAUAGUUUAAACAGUUAUUGUAUUAGCGCGAGGUUCUCAAAACAAUCGCCCGCCGCCCCAAAUGUAAUCGAACAAAAAAGGGUGUGCAAAACAUAAACACAUGAGUAGUAGAGCGCGCAGUUGUCGAGUAGCAUUAUGCUUGAAUAAUCUAUGUACCAAUUCCUUGUACCAACACGGACUAACGACAAACAAAAUGGCAGCCCAAACAGACAAACAAGUAAACAAACCCAAGGCAGCAGAAAGCAAAAGGGCAGCGCGCAUCUGGAAACCUCUACCACACUCAAACUUUUGGCAACAGAAAUGUUAUUGAAAUGUUAUCAUUCGGUCACUGUUGAAAUGUUAGAAUAAAAAUAUAUGAACACGUGGAGAAAACAAAAC
Molecule: messenger RNA, 7998 nt
Organism: Anopheles bellator
Lineage: Eukaryota; Metazoa; Arthropoda; Insecta; Diptera; Culicidae
Gene: cyst
Product: rho guanine nucleotide exchange factor 18
Exons: 24
Coding region: 1-4476 (1491 amino acids)
Biological process (GO): regulation of Rho protein signal transduction
Molecular function (GO): guanyl-nucleotide exchange factor activity
Source: RefSeq, a predicted model, not a curated record